Molecule: messenger RNA, 8386 nt
Organism: Pseudopipra pipra
Lineage: Eukaryota; Metazoa; Chordata; Aves; Passeriformes; Pipridae
Gene: NHSL3
Product: NHS like 3
Exons: 7
Coding region: 4185-7583 (1132 amino acids)
Biological process (GO): cell differentiation
Source: RefSeq, a predicted model, not a curated record
UGAGGCACAGCUGGGCAUUGGGGUGGUCCUGUCCCCCUCUGCAGCACUGGGACCCCCCCGGGCUGCUGCCAGACCCUCACCUGGGGUCUGUGAUAACAACAGGGAGGAGGAGACGCUGCGUGUCACCACAGGGCCGGCUGUGGGGCAAGUGUGGGACAGCAGCGAGGUCAGGGCCUGUUGCACAACCCCGUGUGCUCCUGCCAUGACAGCAGCCGUGGCUGGAGGCGACUGGAGCCACGACUCUGCUCCAAGCAGGAGUUCACCCUGCGCCAGCUCCUUCGCCGGGGCCCGUUGGCUCACUGAGGCAACACCGGCCAGUUUUCUACGCUGUGAUUUAGAGGAAGAACAAACGAUCCAAGUUUGUUUUCCCAGUUGAAUUAAUUUUAGUUCAGCCUCUGCGUGGGAUCGUGUUUGAGAGCCGAGCCAGCAGCGCGGGUCGGGUGGUGUUUGUUUGCUCGGUGGAGAUGUUUUCCUGGCUGGAGCAGCAGCCCCCCGAGGGUGGCCAGGGCAGGUUGGCAGUGGGGGGCUGCAUGGCCAGAGCCACCGUAAAUAUUAUUGUGCUCUUGUCCUGCCUGGAGGGAGCAUGAUCCUGUGGUGUGUCCUAGGGAGUGGAUCCUGUGCAGAGACAGGGAUUUGGGGGAAAAGAGUGGCAGGGCUGGUUAUCUUCAGGGGCACUGUGGCCCCUGAGCCCCCCUCAGCAGCUGAAGGCUGAGGUGCAGAGGGAGAGAGGGACUUCAUGCUGUAGCAGAGGGGCAGGAUAGAGUCCCUUCCACCUUGGAAUAUUCUGUGAUUCUGUGAUACUGGAGCAGAGUGUGGGGGCUCUCGCAGCCGUGGCAGGUUCCAUGUCCUGAUUGCUCCAUAGGGAGCAAUGGGAUGGGGUUCCUAGUGCACCCCAUUAGUGUUAUCCAUGCUCAUGGCAUCUGCAGGCAACUGGGGGGCAGAGUGGUCCCCAAAGCCUGGGCACACACCUGGAUGCAGCGUGGUGGGAAGGAGCCCCAAAGGGGUGGGAGAGCACCAACCCCGUGGGGCAGGGGGGCUUCUUGCUGCCCUCUGCACUGCUCUGGCUUCCACUAGAAGGGAGGCAAAGGCUCCAUCCCACUGAGCUGGAGGACACAGGCGGGCUCCCCUGGGGACCUCACAGCCCCUUCCCUCCUGCCUGCCAGCUCCCCCCUCCUCCCCAUUUUUCUCCGGUGAGUCAGUGGUGGUGAAGGGGUGGGCAGGGAGCUGCUGCCUGUUCCCUGCCUCCUGCUGCUGCCUGUUCCCUGCCUCCCUGCCUCCCGCCGCAGGAGCUGCCACUGCGCGGGGAGCAGGCAAGUCGAGGCAGUGCCGAGCAGGCAGAGAUGGAUGUUUGCAGCUGAGCCCGGCCAAACCUGCUGCUUACAAGAGGCACAGGCCUGGCCAGGAGGGGGACAGGAGCUGGGAUUUUCUCCUCUGGCUCUCCCCAGAUGAGGAGCAGCAUCGAGGGAGCUGGGCUGACACCGUGUCCCACUUGCAGCAUUGCUGGUCCAGGGAUGAACAGCCCCGGCCGUGUUCCUCUGGGGUCUCAGCUCCGGUCUCUCCCUUGUGCAGCCCUUCCCAUUGCCACCCCUGUGUCUCCAGCCCUGCUCUGCCAGCACAGAGAGGAGCAGGAAGAGCUGAAGGCGAGGUACAUGGAGUUCCCUGUCCCUUCCUAUUACUGUGCCUUACUGCAGGGAUGCUCUGCUACCUCCACACCGUCCCUGUCACAGGCAGCAGCAGAUACCAGUUCCGAGUCAGGGAGACCAUGCUUGAGAGAGUGCCUGGUGCUGAGAAACCUCUGGCUCUUUCUCUGGGAGAAUCCCGCUGCCACAUGUGGACGAGGCACGUGUGUCAGCCGAGCCUGGAGGGGACAGGGUGAUCCAGGAUGUAUUGCAAGGAAUGCACAGGCACAAGGGCCGGGACACCAGCCCGACCGGGCGUGUUGCUACCGGCACCAGCUGCAGCUGCAGCAGCUUCCCCAGCCCACCGAGGCCUGCAGCCUGUGCCACGGGAUCAGGGCUCUCUCCCUCCUGGAUUCUCCCUCCUUCCCUGUCCUGUUUGUGGCAGGUUUCACUGUGUGUUGACAGAGCCAGGGGCGAGGCUGGCUGGAUGAGGAUGAUGCGGUAGCGAAGGUCGCAGGGAGUGGGAGGGGAAGCGGAGGCUGCUCUUCGCACGCUGCCACAAGGCUCCUCCGUGGCCAGGAUAAUCCUGGCUCUGCCCUGGAUUAUCCUUUGAGAGAUUGCAGGCAGCCAUGCUGAGCUCUUCCUGCCCCGACUGCAGCGAUGUCACACUCAGGAGGGGGAUGCAAGUGUUGUCAGCGAGGGACGUUCCCGAGGCCCUUUGUGUCCUUGUGGGCAACGGGCCCGUGAAGGAAGGUGGAGCAGGGACAGGGUGUCUGCCAGCACCUGGGAAUGUCCUCACAGCCCUGGGAGCAGCUUCCAUGCGUGCUGCCAUUGGCAGACCCACGGGGCUGAAGCUCAGCCGUGCCUGGGCCCUGCACCAGCAGCACAGGGGGGACUGUCCACCUUCACUGCGGGGGCUCCCAGAGCUCCUCGUGCCAUGAAGGGUCAUCCCGAGUGCAGCCCCAUCCAUGCAGACAAAGAUGGAGAGCUGGACCCUUCCCUGUGGAGCCAGGAGCAGUGUCCCUCGGCUGCCACCAGCCAUGGCCCUCGCUGGGCUCGUGACGGGCUGCCCGGAGCGCAGAGGGCAGUGCUCAGCGCAGCACGUGGCUGCUGGCUUUGUGCUUCCUCAGCCCUUUAAUUAUGUCCCUUUUCCACUUGUGCUGUGGAAAGAGCCGGGGAGCGUCUGCCCGCGGCCCCCGGCACCUUCUGGGUGAGCGCGUGGGCAGCGGGGCCGAUCCUGCCCGUGCUGGGGCAGGUGCUGGGGCAGGUGCUGGGGCAGGCACAGCCGGGGUGCUGCUGGUGUUGGGUGUUAUGGCCACGGAGGAGUUCCAGGGAAGAAAUCUUUCCUGAGCCCGGCGCUGCCUGGCUGGGAACACAAAGGUGCCCUUCACAAGGUCAAACUGUGCCUUGGGCUGCACAGUCACUUCCUGGGGUCUGCUGGGACCCUGUGUUGGGUGACGCUGCUCUGACUACAGCCCAACCUCUGUCCUGAUGGAAUAAACCCUGGGCACAGACUGUGGAGAGCUGGCAGGGCAAGGAAUGGAGGGUUUGACACGUCGGCUCCCAGCUGGCAUGAGGACACAGCUGCCUGCUGGCAGGUGCUCUUCACCUUUUAGGACAAAACGCUUGUAAAGGGGGGAAAUGGGGCUGAUUCCCAAGAUGGCACAGGAUUCCCUGGCUCCACUGCCCCGAGAGCAUGGAGCAAAUCCAUGGUGGGGACCAUCAGUGCCAGGGCUGUGCCAGUGCCUGACUGCCUGGCAUUUCUGCCCCUGCCUUAUGUGCCCCCGCACCAGCAGCUGGAGCUACUGGUUAGACUGGUCUGAGACCUGGUUCUCCCCCAGCCCUUGUGACCAUGACGUGGCCGUGCUGGACGCCCUGUCCCUAAGGACAAACACCCUUUGCCCCACCAUGGCUCGUGUCCCCCUGCUCUGGGCUGAGCUGUGCCAGGAGCUGGGGGGGCUGUGGUGGACACCGUGUCCUGGGGGCACUGAGGAUGGGCAAGGAAGGGGAACGCCAACCCUUCUGUCUGUGCUGUGUCAUAUCCCAAGGGCUGGUGCUUGCCGGAGGAGAAGCCUCCCAGUUCUUCCCAGUUGGCCGCACUGUUGUGGAAACGAGCAACUGGUUUGCAGCGUCCCGGGGGGUCCCAGGGCUGCGAGAAGGGGAAAUCGGGGGAAAUCCUGGCCGUGAGCCUGGAAGAACAGAUCCCUGUGGUCCGUGCCGUGCGUGGGAGGAGGCGGGAGAGCCGGGGGAGCGAGCGGGAGGCCAGAGGAGGGGCCCCCACUCUCCUUCUCCCGUGACCGAGGAGCGCGGUGGGCGCAGCUGGGGCUGUCCCCUCCUGCCACCGCGCAGCCGUCCCCGGGUCGGGCUUCUCCCCGCUCAGAGGCAGCUGCGCUGGAGGAGCCUCUUUGCCUGGCCGAGCAUCCUCCCGCCGUGCGGAUGAGGACGGAGGGAGGGAGGUGGGGACCGCCGGCAUCCGCCUCGCCGACCACAGCACAAUAGGCUGAGCCUCCUUGGGGGGCGGCGGAGCCCCCCUUCUCUGGGGACCAGACCCUCUCCCCGGCCACCAUGGUGGUUUUCAUGGGCAGGAACCUCUCCUCGCUUCUGGCUUUCUUCAAGAAGAAGGGUGCUGCCAAGGGCGAGGGUGAGAAGCGGCUGAGUGUGCAGUACACGGCGGGCGAGGAAUGUCCCGACAACGUCUUCUUCCCCAGCACGCGGCCCCCGCACCUGGAGGAGCUGCACAGCCAGGCUCAGCAGGGGCUGAAGUCCCUGCAGCACCAAGAGAAGCAGAAGCAGACCAAAAGUGCCUGGGACCACGGGGACACCAGCAGCCUCCAGUCCUGCGCAUUCUCGGAGGAUGACAGUGUGUCCAUCCGGAGCCGGGCGGCCUCCUGUGCCACGGACAGCACCUCUGAGGACGCCCUCUCCAUCCGCUCCGAGAUGAUCCAGCGAAAAGGUUCCACCUUCCGACCGCACGACUCCUUUCCCAAAUCCUCGGAGAGGGCUGGCAAGAAGAGGAAGGACAGGAGGACGACGGUGCUGGGCAUCCCCCAACAUGUCCAUAAGGAGCUGGGUCUCAGGAACAGCCACGAAGCCAAGGGCCGUCCCGGGGCUGAUGGGCGAGGGCCGGCGGGGCGCGGGGGCAGCCAGGCAGCGCAGCCCUUGCUGAACGGCGGGCAGGUCUCGGGCGACGCCGUCCGCAUCCCCACCAUCGACGGGAAGCUGCAGCCUCUGGCUGUGCCCGGCGGCGCCCGCGUCUGCCUGGGAGCCUUGGAGGAGGCAGACGCAGCCCUACAGAAGCACAUCAACAGGGUUUACUACGACGACACGUUGGUGGGGAGGAAGACAGCGGCCAAGCUGUCGCCCAUGCUGAGGCCGAAGUCUCUGGCCGUGCCGGGCAUGACCACCUACGCCAACCACCCGGAGGUGGCGAUAGGCCCCGUCAUGUCCAUCUCGCCCCAGGGCACUUACAUGUCCAAGAUCAUCCCCAACGCCAUCCUGCCGCCCAUGGUGGACGUGGUGGCCCUGACGCGGAGCAGCGUGCGGACGCUGAGCCGCUGCAGCCUCGUGUCGUCCAGCCCGGCCUCGGUGCGGUCCCUCUCCCGCUUCUCCGAGCGCAGCGCCCGCAGCCGUGAGCCCUCCUCCUCCAGCGACAACUGGAGCCACUCGCAGUCCACGGAGACCAUCGUCUCCAACAGCUCCACCAUCUCCUCCCAGGGCGGCUGCGACCACCGGCAGCACGAGGCGGGGCCGCACAGCGAGGUGGACGCUGCAGCUCACUCCGACACCGACCAGAUCAGCGUCUACAGCUCCGCCAGCUUCGCCAGCUCCUGCUCCAAGCCCCCUGCCGGCCUCACGCCUGUGGCCUCGCUGGCUGUGGGGAGCAGCAGUGGCCGGGUGUCCCCUGCCUACAGCAUGAGCAGCCAGGCGGACGGCUCGGACACGGGCAGCCUGGCCAGCGAGCGCUCCUCCGCCCGCAGCGUCUCCCUCAGGAAGAUGAAGAAGCCCCCGGCCCCCCCUCGCAGGACCUACUCACUGCACCAAAAGGAUGAUGGGGAGCCCAAGGUGCUGGGGCUGCCCCCCAAGCCCGACCGGCGGCCCCAGCGGGAGAGCAGCGUGCCCUGGUCUCCGCACCCCGAGCCCUUCAGCCCCACGGCCGAGGAUGAGGUGUUCUCCCCAUCGUCGCUGAGCGAGACCAGCAGCCUCCAUUCCGAGAGCCUGGCUGGGGCCAGCUCCCCCGAGGCCUCACGAGGCCGCCCUGGGGUGACUGUGGUGCUGAGGGAGCCCCAAGCUCAGCCCAAGUGGAGCUGCCCGGAUGGGUCUGACCGCACCAUGUCCCCCUCCAGCGGCUACUCCAGCCAGAGUGGGACGCCCACACUGCCCACCAAGGGGCUGGGACCGCCAUCUGUGUCCCCAGGCAAGUCUCAGCCCCAGAAGCCGGAUCGGAUCUGCUCCCUUCAGUCGCCUGCGCUCUCCGUGUCCUCCUCCCUCACCUCCAUCUCCUCCUCAGCCUCGGACCCCACGCCCCCCGAGGCGCUGACCUGCCGCUCGGACCGGUUCAUCAUCCCGCCGCACCCCAAGGUUCCCGCUCCCUUCUCCCCACCACCCACUAAGCCCCAGCAGCCCCCGGCUCCUGCUGGCCCCCUACUGCCCUCACCAGACCCCCCAGCGCCCAGCACUGCCUGCCAGGAGCCCGGGGCCAAGCCCAGUGGCAAAUCUCCACCUCCAUCGCCGCCUCCUGCCUACCACCCACCUCCCCCGCCAGCCAAGAAGGCGGAGGGGAGCCCCCAGACCACCGGGGAGCCCCCCGCUGACACCGCCUGGCCCCCGCCACCACCACCAGCUCCUGAGGAACACGACCUGUCCAUGGCAGACUUCCCCCCUCCGGAUGAAUCCUAUCUCUCCAGCCUGCCCGAUGCCACCUCGGCUCCAGUGGACGGGCAGAAAGUGACACCGAGCCCGGGGGCUGCAUCUUCACCAUCCUCGUGCAGCCAACAGCAAGUCCCACCGGCCGGGGCACUGCAGCCCCCGUGUCCCACUGAGCCCCUUCCUGAGGCCUCUGUGCCGCCGCCGCCGCCUCUCCCGCCACCCUCGGCUCUGGCUCUGCCACCCCAAAUCAGCCUUAAGAAGGCGGCCAAUGGCCCGCGGGCAGACGCCAGGAAGGAGCCGGUGUCGCGGAGCAAGAGCGGCCCUGUGCCCAAGGAGGACGCCAGCCUGCCCAUCGUCACGCCCUCGCUGCUGCAGAUGGUGCGGCUGCGCUCCGUCAGCGUGGAGCCGCCGGCCGGGGCCGAGGAGCGCCCGGCCCCGCAGAAGCCCGUCCGCCGGUCCCUGUCCACGCGGCAGCCCCCUCCUGCCAAAGACACGGUGCCUUCCAACCCGCUCCACCACGCCGUGCACCUGAAGGCGGCCGCCUUGGCCUCCGGUGGGGCCGCGGAGAAGCCGCCCGGCAGCCCAGCGGCCCAGCCCGGGGGGCCCCCCGAGGAUGGGCAGCUCUCCCCCAGAAGCAAGUCUGCGGCCUCCACCGCCAGCUUCAUCUUCGCCAAGAGCUCCCGGAAGGUGGUGAUCGAGACGGCCUCGUCCCCCGAGGCACAGGCCGACCUGAAGAGGAACUUGGUGGCCGAGCUGAUGAAUUUCUCGGGGCAGCGCUCGGCGGCUCCGGCGGCCGCCCCGCAGGGCCCUGGCAAGGCACAAGCCCACCGAAAACCCGGCAAGGUCCCCCCUCCGGUAGCCAAGAAGCCUUCGCUGGGCCCAGGGCCGGCUCCUUCCCCGCUGAGCCCAAAGGCAGCAGGGGCAGAGGCGCUGGGCUCCCCGGUGCCGGACGGGAACGCCGCGGCGGUGCCGGCGGACGAGAGCAGGACUAAGAGCGAGCUGGCAGGGACAGCGGCCGCGGGGACAGAGGGCAGGGACACCACGGAGCCGCCAGCUCAGAGCCUCCCUGCACAAGACAGACGGGGAGAGACGGCCUGAAGGAUGAUGCUGCAGGACUGGUGCCCCCACGGACAGGAAUCCAAAUCUCUCAGGGACCUGGGCAGGUCAACAGACGAGUGUGGAACUGGCAACUAACUUAAUACAGGAAGCAAACAGCCUUAGCCUCCACGGCCUUGAUGAUAUUUAUGCAAAAAUGGUGUUGGUUUCACUUUCCUAAGUACUACAGCUUUAUUUUGCUUUUUUUUUUACUGGACUCGAGGCCUGUGCCCAGAGCCAGCACCUCCUCCCUGCCAGGCUGCUGCUUGGUCUGGGCGUGCGGAGCCGAGAGGAGUUUGGGGACCGAAGACACCAGAGGUGGGACCACUCUGCUCCAGGCCUGCGAGGAAUUGAAGCACUUUGGACAAGGGAAUGGGAAGGCUUUGGCCACGGCAGUGCCCGGGGGGGGAUGCAAACAGGAGCAGGACGGGAUGGAGGCACUGGUUGGGAGGGACCAGGGCUUUGUCCCCUGAUGGAGAGAGGCAAGAGGGGCUCGUGGCCAGUGCCAGCUCCGGCCACUCGCCACUGCCCAUCCCAGCCAUCCUGCAGCCACGCUGGCCACAGGGUGAGGGGGAGCCUGGCUGCCCCUUGAGCUGCUCUUCAGGCCCUGGGCUCUGGGGUGGAGCCUCGAUUCUUUCUGUAAACUCGGGUCACAUUUUGAUUUCUUUUGAUUGUAAAAAAACUGAAAACCAACCAACCAACAACGAACCAACAAACCCAACCCAACCAAACCAAAAGCAACUGACCCUCUGCCGCCGAGUAGCUGCUCAGAGCUCUGUACCUGGCUGGUAAAAAUGAUGACCUAA